ACUGGUCGCGACCGACAGACCGGAACCCCUCGCGAUUAAAUGGAUCGUAAGCCGCGCGCGCCACUUUUAAUCUCUACACACCGCGUUAUCCCAUUCUUCCAUUUUAUCGCCUCGUUUCGCUAUUUUUACGCUACCACUGGACGCGCCCACCGGCCGAGUCGUUUGUUUUCUCGCGAUACUUAGCCGAUCGACCGAUCGCCGGACGAAAGGAUGCCGCGUUCUCGCUGGCGGAGCCGAAACGCGAACACGAAACCGAAGCCUCGCUUCUCUCGCCGCGUCGAUCUACGCCGUAACGAUACUGUCGCGUGUUUCAGAACGCUCGACAUGAUAGGAAACGUAGUGCUGCUGAACGGGACAGUGUUCCAGCCGGCGAAACAGGACACCGUCCACGAUAUCUUCGAUCGUUUCUCAAACAAAGAUCCUCUUUGCCUGGAAGACACGGUCGCCGAUGCGCUCGAAACGAAAAGGAACGAACAGAACGAUUCGGACGACGCAACGACAGCCAUGUCCAUCCCGACCGCUGUCACCGCAACCCCCGCCUCGACCACCACGGAAACAGAAACGGAAACGGAAACGCUGAACGCGACGACGACGGUUUCGAGGAUCCAGGAUAGUAGUCGCGAUGCCGAAGAAACUACGCACGAGCGACACAAGAUUUACAGCGAGGCGUUUUUAAAAUGCUGCGCCGAACUCGCGAGCUACAGCGACAACGCCUGCCACAGAGAUCAUCGCAGAACCAGCUGGUUCUCUCGGUUUCGUCGACGAUGCUCCAGUGUCCGCGAUUGGCUACCGACAAUGUGCUCGUGCCUGGACGGUAGCAGCGUGUUCCUCGACCGAUCCGUGACACGCGUGGGAAAUUAUCACCGCCUCGGCGGGAAAUCCAACUUCUUCGAAUUCGAUCGCACGAUGGAGGAAUCGAAGCGUAAUCGAUACGUGGACAUCGGCGACGACUUGGACGAGGAGGUGGAGGAGCUGCGUUUUUACAACGACGACCUCACCUGGAACACGCUGCUCGUCGAAAGGAAUCUACGCACGGUGGAUCUGUGUCAGCUGCUGAAGGUUAAAAGAAGCGUGUCCGGCAUCGAUUGGUCGAUCGUGGAAACGUGGCCGGAACUUGGAAUCGAGCGCACGCUGGAGGAUCACGAGGACAUCUCGGCGGUUCACAGAGAGAUGAAAAUGUUCGCCUCCCAGCACGAGAGGAAAUUCUUUUUUCGUUUAGAUUACCUCAAGUACGAAUUUUUCUUUGAUCCUAAGCAAUUCUUUCCCACCGACAUGGUCGCGUUUCCUGCCGCCUUCACGGACCAUGACGGAACGGUGACAGACGCCGAAAUCGCCUUGCGUAAUUAUCUACAGCAGGAAAACGGCGAGUGUCCACAAGUGUUCAGUCUGGUGUGGAUACGGAUCGGUCAUUUGGACGCGUGGAGAAGAACGCACAUGCUCCUUCGCGAUCGGAAGCUCUACCUCGCUAAGAAGGAAAACGAGCAACUGAUACCCCUCGCUCACUUGUUGGAUUACGUCGUGUACAAGAUUACGAACGCGAAGAAACGGUUCAAAGCGCCCUUCGAGUGGGGCGUUUGCCUGAGGCCAUCCUGCAACGCCGAAGCCGUAAGCACGGUGGCUGGAGAAUCCGGCCUCAAGGUCAUCGCUUUCCACAGUGAAAAGUCCCGCGUUUGCUGGCUCACGGCCAUGAGACUCGCCAAGUAUGGCAAACAACUCAGGGAAAACUACAGAGCUUUCAAGAACAAACAGUGCGAGCAAAGCGGCGGGGAGAAUCCAAAGGAGCGGUACGUCAACUACAAUGUGUCCAACGAAUCGGCGCGUUCCCGGGUGGCGAUGGAUUUCACCGGAAGCGUCGGCAGGAUCGUGGAGGAUCCAAAGGAGGCGAAGAACAUCGCCGAGAGCGAAGGAGUAAAUUGGCGGCGAACCUGGAGGCCGUUUUCUAGAACUCCACCUGGUUGCGCGGUGGUUAGACUUCACGGACUCGACGACGGUAUUCACGUGUUGCAGCCCUGGUUUCACAGGGGAUUGAAGAGGGACAUGGCUGCAGCGAUCGUCAGGGACCACGGUUCCGUGGACGGAGUGUUUCUCGUCCGGGAGAGCAAAAGCAAUUUAGGCGCUUACGUGUUGACGUACAAGUACAGCGACAGGGUGUUCCACGCGCAGAUCCAACCCGUGUUCGACGAACGAUGCAAUUGCUGGCUGUACACUUUGGACAAGGGUAUAACCAAGUUCUACGAUUUGCUGCAACUGAUCGAGUUUUACCAGCUGAACGCGGGUUGCCUGCCCACCAGACUGACCCAUUACGUGCAGAACGGCGUGCCGGCCGCGGUGCCGCGACCGGAAGACGGCGGUGCCUCGCCGUCGCCUCCCGAACUCGGUCAUCGUUUCGCGAACGUCACCGCAACAGGCGCCACCGGUUUCGCCAGCACCGCCGGUCACAGAAGCAUCUGAGGAUAGGAUAUCCGGCGACCCGCUAGCGUCGGUUCCACGUUCGAGCACGCGUCCCCGGUUCUGAACGGGAACGGGACCGUUGAACGGUCCGGGGAGGCUACGAACGUUCGCUCGACGCGAUCGGGUUGCUGGAGCUUGUGCCUGUGCAGCUACAGCAAAUGGAACUUGUAACGCUCCUGCCCCGCUCCUGCUCGACUCGGCUCGAAGGCCAGCGCCAGAGGCGAAUAGAAAGCUACUUUGCCGGAGAACGGCGACGUUGCACGCGUUAGUUCGACGCUACACAAGACGGAGACCGUUUCGUAGAAUGAUUCGUCGUCGAUCGACCAAACACGCAUGGAACGCACGCGACUCGUCCGCUCUUCGCUUCGCGAGCAUCGCGUCAGUCGUGGUUAAACCGGCGGUUCAAAAAUCGACUUUGACAGCGGUUAAUCAAUAUCGAUUUUUAACGUCGGCGCCGCGCGACGCGUCGCCGUCGACGGAGAGCGGACGCGACCAGCACCGAUAAACAUCGAGCAAGGAAUUAACACAAUUGAGACUGCGAUCGGUGCGUUACUCUGUUCGCGCGAUCAUCGUCGAUACAAAUUGCGAUAAAAUAAAUAUAUUUUGUACGAACGUAGACGGAAAGUGGACGCGAGCUCCGUCGGAGAUCCGCGUCCGUUGAGAACAAUAAACACAAAGAAAAUACAAA
Messenger RNA from Osmia lignaria (orchard mason bee), 3139 nucleotides. RefSeq names its product growth factor receptor-bound protein 14. NCBI's taxonomy places the organism in Eukaryota, Metazoa, Arthropoda, Insecta, Hymenoptera, Megachilidae. The record is from RefSeq and is a predicted model, not a curated record.